Molecule: messenger RNA, 1390 nt
Organism: Helicoverpa zea (corn earworm)
Lineage: Eukaryota; Metazoa; Arthropoda; Insecta; Lepidoptera; Noctuidae
Gene: pn
Product: exopolyphosphatase PRUNE1
Exons: 8
Coding region: 118-1287 (389 amino acids)
Cellular component (GO): cytoplasm
Molecular function (GO): exopolyphosphatase activity
Source: RefSeq, a predicted model, not a curated record
GACAUUGACAGAUCGGUUAAAACUACCAAAACAUUGCGAAAACUUCAAAAUAAUGGGAUUAGGUUAGAAAAGUUGAUUAAAGAGCAGUAAUAACUCGCUAAAUUAAAUAAAAUCGCAAUGGACGAGUUCUUAUCAUCAACCUUAAUGAAAUUGAACAACAACAAUUUUAACGAGUUAAACCUUAUUAUCGGUAACGAGAGCUGUGACUUAGACUCAGCUAUAAGCGCUAUUGUCUAUGCUACUUAUUUAUUCUGGCAGCACAACCAAGUUAAGUGUAAAGUUUGUACCAAAGCGUACCGAGAUGGUACGUUGGUAAAAGAUGACGUAUUUGUACCGAUAUUGAAUGUGGACAGAGCUGAUUAUGAGUUGAAGACCGAAGUAGCAUAUUUGUUGAAAAAGAAAGGAAUUUCUGUCAGUAAUUUAGUAUUUAGAGAUGAUAACAACUUGCAAGAGUUGUUAAAUAAUUCUAAAUCUAAAGUGGUGCUUGUAGAUCAUCAUGUUUUAGCCAAAAAGGAUGAAUUUCUAGCUCCGUUUGUUACUGAAAUUAUUGAUCACAGGCCACUAGACAAAUCAAAAUGGACCUACAAAGAAGACACCAGAUCCACAAUAGAAAUAGUUGGAUCCUGUGCCACGCUAGUCGCGCAGAGGAUCAAAGAUCUGAGCAGUUUGGUGGCCAAGGAUGUCGACUUCUUUAAAGCUUACCCUGUUUGUGGGGAGUUUUUGCAUGCUACCAUCAUAUUGGACACGGUGAAUUUCUCCAAAGAGGUGAACAAGGCAACUCCCCAUGAUGAGGAAAUUAUUCAGUUUCUGGAAAGUGUUAUCAAACCUGCUGAUUAUAAAGCUGAAAGACAACGUAUCUUAGACACUUUGGUAGAAGCAAGGAAGGAUGUAUCAAAUCUUUCAGCCGCACAGUUAUUGAGGAAAGAUGUGAAAAUUGUCGGCAAUGUGCUCGUACCCAGCUUUCCUAUACUUGUAAAGGAGUUCCUAGACAGGCCGUCUGCCCUGGAGGCCGUGACCGAAGCCCUAAGCCGCAACAACUGUGAUAUAGCACUGCUGUUAGGCAUGGACCUCACUGCAGGCCUGAAAAGGGAUACAGCCUUAUACUCCCCGAAGAGUCCUGAAAAAGCUGUGAAGCUAGGAGAACACCUAUUACAAUGGCGCAGCCCAGACUUACAGCUUCAGGCAGAUAAAGCAUCCUGCAUUUACUAUCAUCAACUGAAUCUUUCAGCUAGUCGCAAACAAUAUAUACCUCCUGUCACCCAAUGGAUCCAAACUUCUACUAAAUAAGAGGCUGACAGCACCCAAAAUACGUACGAAAGAGAAGUCUGAUAACGCGACGUUCGUAACAUAAUAUAAAUAAUUAGCUAUUAAAUGAGUUGAGUAAUCUAUA